GCUACCACCACAUAAGCUGGUGUCACUUGCACUGUCAUGAAGCAUGUCUCUGUAUCGAUCAACGUUCAUCUACAACCAGAGGACAUAGGGCCGUCUUUUCAGUGCUGGCACAAUCUAACCACAGCUAUCAACUAAACACACCAUCUUUGUACAGUUUACAAGGAAACUGAGUUUACAAUAAAAGAUAUGGAAAAGUUCCCCAAGUGCAGCAUUUGCAAGCAACAGUUUUGCUACCAAGGACCACCUCCCUGGUUGCUGCCAUGUCUACAUGCUGUAUGCAAGGUCUGUCUUUCUGCUGCUGAGACAGGGACGUUGAAAUGCUCGUCUUGUCACAAAGAAUUUGACAGAGAAGAACACAAGUUCCCAGAGGACAAAGUCAGGGCAAGAGAGAUCUUCAAUCUGACUGUCCUUCAUCGUCCAUCCGAGUUGCAAUGCACUAACAAACAAGAUGGCGGACAGGCUGUCGUGUGGUGUAAACAGUGCGAGGCUAUGUUGUGUGAAAACUGUCAAGUGGCUCACAGUGAUAUCAAAAUGACAAGAGGUCACACAGUUCAGACAAUCGACCAAGUGGCACAAGAUGGAGUCUCCAUAGAAGCCAAGGAUGCUGUUUGCUCCACACACCAAAGGCCUGUUGACGUCUAUGAUGCGACAUGUGGAGUUCUGAUAUGUUUGAGGUGUACACGUGACGAUCAUGCUGGUCAUGACGUUCAAGAAGUCGACGAAGCAUUUCAAUCCAAGCAACUUGAAAUGAAAACGAAACACAAUCAAUUGUUGAUCCAUCACGAAUCCUUAACUGAAUCGAUUCUACAGAUGAACAGCAUUGAAGAAAAGGUUGAUGACAAAUGCAGUUCCCUGCAAACGUUGAAGGUUCACACAAUGUCUGAACUGAAGUCUCUUGUCGACCAGAGAGAGAAGGAACUUGACCUUGACCUGAGCACCUGCUUUGAGCACAUCAGAGAUGGAGCCAGGGAGAAGCAGCAAGAACUGGAGACGUCCCAGAUGUCCCUGAACACCUCCCUGACCUACAUAGAGAAGGCCUUGACCUUGACACCACUAGAGUACCUGGAACUCCAGGACACCAUGAUGCAGAGCGUGGACGCCUGUCUCUCUGAGCACGUGUCUGCCGUGAAGCAGCAGGAAGCAGCAGCAGGUGUUGCGUUCUCCAGACAGGGUCUCCAGGGUCUCAAGACUAACAUUGCCUCCUUUGGAUGCUUCUUUACAUCACCGGACCAGGAAUCCCAGGCCAACGAGCAACAGGAUAAUCAAGUGAUGUCAAAUUAUGAGACCCUGAAAGUCAAAUUUGAGGAGCUUGAGAAAAGUAAAGUUGAGCUUGAAAGAGCAGCUGCGGCGAAAGAAGAAAUGUUAAGACACGAACUAAAGAGCAAAGAGGAAAAUAUCAAGGAGCUGACUCGACAGAAAGACAUGGUGCACAGACAGUUUGCUGAGGAGAGCAAUAAAGUGAAGAGACAACAAACAUCAAUGGAGAAGUUUCAAAAACUAGCACAGCAGUUAGGUGUGAGAGUCUCUGGUGAUCUGUCCCUUGUCAGUGAGCAGUACCCAACAGGCGUGCCUCUCAAGCUCAACUGCCCCCCACUCGAGUUCGAUACAGGACGUGCAAACACCGAUUUUGUAGAAGUAUCAGAGAGAUCCAUGGUCAACCGUCCAAAUCCAGAUGACAAACCUGGUAAAAGAAAAUUCAACAAAUACAGAGGCACAUGCGGCACAAUGACUUUUCCUUAUCAGAUGGCCUCGUUACCAGCUCCUACUUCCGGUCCAUGUCGGCUCACCCACGCUUCCCAGUAUGCCCGGCCAGACCCUACAGAUCCAUACUACUACCAGGUUCAUGUCAAAAUACGACAAAAGGGGAAAAUUACAAGAAAGCUGAUCUUCGAAAUCGGACUUUGCGAACCAAGGAAAGCGGAUAAUCGUUCGUUUCGCUUUUCAGAAGAGUACACCGAUAGGCCUGUGCUUAUCGUAGGUUACUGUGACUUUGAUGAACUGAUUUGUACCAAGCAAUGUUUUUGUUUGGACAAUCCGUUCCACAACCGUGCUGGGGUUUCCAUGUUGACGUAUGGCGUCGUGUAUGAUGUCGUGAGAGGGAAGGUGGCGUUCAUUGACGUCAACAAGGAGAAGAUACUCACAACAAUACAUGUCGGUGCCAAAUACAGCCAUCUACUCCCGUUGUUUGGCGUCCACGACAAUGAGCAAUUUACCGUGAAGAUGACCUUGGAUGAAGUCAAGGAUGAGGACAUCAAUUCAAGGUUACGUGGUGUGAUUCAGGAAGCUCUGGGACGCUGACCUUCAGUUGACGUUGGUCUAGAAGUCAUUGGAGAAGUUUCCUUGAACUCAGAGAAGAGUUUUGCUUGUGAGAUCUAAAACCGGUGCGGUUGAAAUGAAUAAUGUGUUGCCUCAUUUGGUGUGGGAAGGAUGGUGUUGAUUACUUGUUCCAGAAAAUACUGGUAGCAAUAGGUUAGCCUACGGUUGAACACACAGAAAUCACAACAUGUCCUAAAGAAAAUUGGGUUGUGGGUUCCGAAUAUACUAGUAAUUGUUUGUCUCAAAAAUUAUGUGUGUCUUAAAGACAACCGAUACAUGUUUUCUUAUAGUUCAUAUAGUUCAUAUAGCUCAAAUAGCUCGUAGUCAUUGUAAAUAUACUAUGCAUGUUACAACAAUAUACAGGCAUAUAAUGUAUAUUGUCUACAUAAUUACUUCUUAGCUCUCUUUAAGACAUUUACAUGAUGAUAAUACAAAGAAAUCAUCACCAAUGCGGUUAGACUGACAAAGGUUACAUUUUCCUUCUAUAAAGGGAGUAUUGUUUAUCGCCCGACUUCUACUGGAAGACGAUGAGUAACAGUGCGAAACUGAGAUAAUAUAAAUUUUAACAACUGUUGUUUCAGGAGCUUAGUGAAGUAUGGUUCUGGAAUCCAUUCUGUUUUAAAACUCCCGAACUUUUAGCUUUUAAAGA
Messenger RNA from Haliotis rufescens (red abalone), 2965 nucleotides. Its product is annotated as E3 ubiquitin-protein ligase TRIM33-like. The coding region runs from base 187 to 2298 and encodes 703 amino acids. Gene Ontology annotation, cellular component: nucleoplasm; chromatin. The record is from RefSeq and is a predicted model, not a curated record. Gene Ontology annotation, biological process: positive regulation of DNA-templated transcription. Lineage: Eukaryota; Metazoa; Mollusca; Gastropoda; Lepetellida; Haliotidae. The transcript has 9 exons. Gene Ontology annotation, molecular function: zinc ion binding; ubiquitin-protein transferase activity.